AGCAGCUUUCUCGAAGAGGCAGAGACUGGUAGAGCCAGCAGACCGGAGAGCAGGGCACAGAGAAAGGGACUGAGCGAGAAGGCAGAGGUGCGGUGAGAGCAGGUAGAGGGCCGCUGGGGGAGAGAGGGAGAGGCAGAAGGAGAGACAGGGUGGUGGGCAAGUGGGGGAGAAGGACAGAACUAGGGAGAGGGAAGGACGCAGGAGAGAGGAGGAGAGAGGCAGAGAGCCGGCCAGCCAGUCAGCGGCACACACAAGGAGAAGGGGUGACCCAUGGGGAGGGCGGUAGGCGUCUGAGCUCCCCCUCUCCCUCACCCCCACCUGCGCCCCGGGGACCUCUCUAGUCCAGUCCGCACAGAGGCCGUGGGGCGUGGGGGGAUGGCCGACUCGUGCAGGAACCUCACCUACGUGCGGGACUCGGUGGGCCCCGCCACCAGCACCCUGAUGUUCGUGGCGGGCGUGGUGGGCAAUGGGCUGGCCCUGGGCAUCUUGGGGGCGCGGCGACGCUCACGUCCCUCAGCCUUCGCUGUGCUGGUCACUGGGCUGGCGGUCACCGACCUGCUGGGCACUUGCUUCCUGAGCCCGGCCGUGUUCGUGGCCUAUGCCCGCAACAGCUCACUGCUGGGCCUGGCCCGGGGCCGGCCCGCCCUGUGCGACGCCUUCGCCUUUGCCAUGACCUUCUUCGGCCUGGCCUCCAUGCUCAUCCUCUUCGCCAUGGCCGUGGAGCGCUGUCUGGCGCUCAGCCACCCCUACGUGUACGCCCAGCUGGACGGGCCGCGCUGCGCCCGCCUGGCCCUGCCUGCCGUCUACGCCUUCUGCGGCCUCUUCUGCGCGCUGCCCCUCCUGGGCCUGGGCCAGCACCAGCAGUACUGCCCGGGCAGCUGGUGCUUCAUCCGCAUGCGCUCCACGGAGGCCGGCGGCCGCGCCUUCUCGCUGGCCUACGCCAGCCUCAUGGCCCUGCUGGUGGCCGCCAUCGUGCUGUGCAACAGCUCCGUCACCCUGAGCCUCUGUCGCAUGCACCGCCAGCAGACGCGCCACCAGGGCCCCCCGGUCCCCGGGCCCCGGGCGGGAGAGGACGAGGUGGACCACCUCAUUCUGCUGGCCCUCAUGACCGUCAUCAUGGCCGUGUGCUCCCUGCCCCUCACGAUCCGAGGCUUCACGCAGGCUGUCGCCCCAGACAGCAGUGAGAUGGGGGACCUCCGUGCCUUCCGAUUCAACGCCUUCAACCCCAUCCUGGACCCCUGGGUCUUCAUCCUCUUCCGCAAGGCUGUCUUCCAGAGGCUCAGGCUGUGGUUCUGCUGCCUGGGUCCCAGGCCUACCCACGGCAACUCGCAGGCACCCCUCUCCCGGUCUGUCUCUGGGAGGAAGGACUCGAGGGCUCCCGCCACUCCCGGGGGGAAGGAGGGGAUCCGGGUACCUUUGUCAGCCUGGGGCGAGGGGCGGGGGACACCCGGCCCCCAGGCGCAGCGAGCUGGCAGCACUGUGGGUACAUCAUCCAAAAUGGGGUCCGCAGCCGGCUGCUCCCUCUGCUGACAUCGGCUGCCUGUGAUCUCCUGCCCUUGGCUGCUGGGAGCAGGAGCCCGAUGCUCAGGGCCGUGGCUGUCUGUGGAUGAGAGGAAGUAAGCCCCCCGGAGUCCUUGCCUGCCGGAAUCUUGACCCCCCUGAAUGCAGGGGGGCAAUCAGCUGCUAUUUCCCUAUUUCUCCUUCUCCGGGGGUGGCCCUGACAGGCUCUGGGAGAAGAGGGAGGGAGAAGGGGACUGUCUGUCCUGGAGCAAAAAAGAACACUUCUCUCAAAAUAACCCCGGGCCCAGCCAGCCCAGUCUGGCCCUCGCUUGCCCAUCCAUCUCACUGUCUAAAUAUUUAGAAGGCAGGAAAGUUUCCCAGAAGCUUCUGUGCAUUCAGGUCGGCUCUGGUUUGGCUUCCGGCUCUGACACACACCUGUUCAGGGUGCCCGGCUGCCCACCCCAAGCCCCCACGAAUAGCGCAGGUCCUCUCCCAAGCCACUCUAAAAGCCAGACUCUCUCUGCCUCCUGGGACCCAGCGACUCCUGGACCAGCUCCUGGCCUCCACUCACUCCUGAUUUCCCAUCAGACUUGGAAGCCCCUGCCCCCACCCUCCAAGGGGGAGGCCAGAGGAAGGAGAGACUGAUGCAUUGCAAGGAGCAUGGCUGGACGCAUACCGCGGUGGGCCGUAAGAUGUGGACUGUGGGAGCCCGUGUGUGUGUGUGUGUGUGUGUGU
Neogale vison (American mink) is the source of this 2235-nucleotide messenger RNA. RefSeq names its product prostaglandin I2 receptor (gene PTGIR). Gene Ontology annotation, cellular component: plasma membrane. Gene Ontology annotation, molecular function: prostacyclin receptor activity. Gene Ontology annotation, biological process: inflammatory response; adenylate cyclase-activating G protein-coupled receptor signaling pathway; negative regulation of smooth muscle cell proliferation. Lineage: Eukaryota; Metazoa; Chordata; Mammalia; Carnivora; Mustelidae. The record is from RefSeq and is a predicted model, not a curated record. The transcript has 2 exons. Bases 376 to 1530 code for a protein of 384 amino acids.